Hipposideros armiger (great roundleaf bat) is the source of this 10896-nucleotide messenger RNA. RefSeq names its product notch receptor 2 (gene NOTCH2). Gene Ontology annotation, biological process: multicellular organism development; regulation of DNA-templated transcription; apoptotic process. The record is from RefSeq and is a predicted model, not a curated record. Lineage: Eukaryota; Metazoa; Chordata; Mammalia; Chiroptera; Hipposideridae. Gene Ontology annotation, molecular function: calcium ion binding; signaling receptor activity; protein binding. Bases 230 to 7645 code for a protein of 2471 amino acids. The transcript is spliced from 34 exons. Gene Ontology annotation, cellular component: cell surface; signaling receptor complex; plasma membrane.
UCGAGAAAGUUACAGCCAAACUUCGGGCGGCGGCCGAGGCGGCGGCCGGGGGACGGCUGACUGGGGGUGCAGGGAGUCGGAGGCGUUACGCCUGAGCUUCAGGGCGCCGCGCGAGGCCGUGAGCCGCAGGAGCAGGCGGAGGAGAGGAGAAAGUGGGGGCUCCUCUGGUGGGACCCCCUCUCCAUGUGGAUCUGCCCAGGCGGCGGCGGAGGAGGAGGCGACCGAGAAGAUGCCCGCCCUGCACCCCGUUCGGCUGUGGGCGCUGCUGGCGCUCUGGCUGUGCCGCGCGGCCCCUGCGCGUGCGUUGCAAUGUCGGGGCGUCCAUGAGCCCUGUGUCAAUGAAGGAACGUGUGUUACCUACAACAACGGCACAGGAUACUGCAAAUGUCCAGAGGGCUUCUUGGGAGAAUAUUGUCAACAUCGAGACCCCUGUGAGAAGAACCGCUGCAAGAAUGGCGGGACGUGUGUGGCCCAGGCCAUGUUGGGGAAAGCCACGUGCCAGUGUGCCCCGGGAUUCACUGGCGAGGACUGCCAGCACUCGACCACUCACCCGUGCUAUGCCGCUCCCUCCUGUCUGAAUGGAGGCACUUGCCGCGUGCUGAGCCAGGACAACUAUGAGUGUGCCUGCCAAGUCGGGUUCACAGGUGAGCGGUGCCAAUGGACGGAUGCCUGCCUGUUGCAUCCCUGCGCAAACGGAAGUACCUGUACCACCGUGGCCAACCAGUUCUCCUGCAAAUGCCUCGCAGGCUUCACCGGACAGAAGUGCGACACUGAUGUCAAUGAGUGUGACAUUCCAGGACAGUGCCAGCACGGUGGCACCUGCCUCAACCUACCAGGCUCCUAUCAGUGCCAGUGCCCCCAGGGCUUUACGGGCCAGCACUGCGACAGCCCCUACGUGCCCUGCGCACCCUCCCCCUGUGUCAAUGGAGGCACCUGCCGGCAGACGGGUGACUUCGCUUUUGAGUGCAAUUGCCUUCCAGGCUUUGAAGGGAGCACCUGUGAGCGGAACAUUGAUGACUGCCCCAACCACAGGUGUCAGAAUGGAGGCGUUUGUGUGGAUGGGGUCAACACCUACAACUGCCGCUGCCCACCUCAGUGGACAGGACAGUUCUGCACCGAGGACGUGGACGAGUGCCUGCUGCAACCCAACGCCUGUCAGAACGGGGGCACCUGCACCAACCGCAAUGGAGGCUACGGCUGUGUGUGUGUUAAUGGCUGGAGCGGAGAUGACUGCAGCGAGAACAUUGAUGACUGUGCCUUCGCCUCCUGCACGGCGGGGUCCACCUGCAUUGACCGCGUGGCCUCCUUCUCUUGCAUGUGCCCAGAAGGAAAGGCAGGUCUCUUAUGUCACCUGGAUGAUGCGUGCAUCAGCAAUCCUUGCCAUAAGGGGGCACUGUGCGACACCAACCCUCUGAAUGGGCAGUACAUUUGCACCUGCCCACAAGGCUACAAAGGGGCUGACUGUACCGAAGACGUGGAUGAGUGCACCAUGGCCAAUAGCAACCCCUGUGAGCAUGCAGGAAAAUGCGUGAACACAGAUGGUGCUUUUCACUGCGAGUGUCUGAAGGGCUAUGCGGGGCCUCGCUGCGAGAUGGACAUCAACGAGUGCCAUUCAGACCCCUGCCAGAAUGACGCCACCUGUCUGGAUAAGAUUGGAGGCUUCACCUGUCUCUGCAUGCCAGGUUUCAAAGGUGUGCAUUGUGAAUUGGAGAUAAACGAAUGUCAGAGCAACCCUUGUGUGAACAAUGGGCAGUGUGUGGAUAAAGUCAAUCGCUUCCAGUGUCUCUGUCCGCCUGGUUUCACUGGCCCGGUCUGCCAGAUUGAUAUUGAUGACUGUUCCAGUACUCCGUGUCUGAACGGGGCCAAGUGUAUCGAUCACCCGAAUGGCUAUGAGUGCCAGUGUGCCACAGGAUUCAAUGGCGUGUUAUGUGAAGAGAACAUUGACAACUGUGACCCCGACCCCUGCCACCAUGGCCAAUGUCAGGACGGAAUUGACUCCUACACCUGCAUCUGUAACCCCGGCUACAUGGGCGCCAUCUGCAGUGACCAGAUAGACGAGUGCUACAGCAGCCCUUGCUUGAAUGAGGGCCGCUGCAUCGACCUGGUAAAUGGCUACCAGUGCAACUGCCAGCCGGGCACAUCAGGUGUGAAUUGUGAAAUCAAUUUUGACGACUGUGCAAGCAACCCUUGUGUCCAUGGCGUCUGCAUGGAUGGAGUUAAUCGUUACAGCUGCGUCUGCUCACCAGGCUUCACAGGGCAAAGAUGUAACAUUGACAUUGAUGAGUGUGCCUCCAAUCCCUGUCGCAAGGGUGCCACGUGCAUCAACGAUGUGAAUGGUUUCCGCUGUAUAUGCCCUGAGGGGCCCCAUCACCCCAGCUGCUACUCACAGGUGAACGAGUGCCUGAGCAAUCCGUGCAUCCACGGGAACUGUACUGGGGGCCUCAGUGGAUACAAGUGCCUCUGUGAUGCAGGCUGGGUUGGCGCCAACUGUGAAGUGGACAAAAACGAAUGUCUUUCUAAUCCGUGCCAAAAUGGAGGGACUUGUGACAACCUGGUGAACGGGUACAGGUGUACUUGCAGGAAGGGCUUUAAAGGCUAUAACUGUCAGGUGAAUAUUAAUGAAUGUGCUUCAAAUCCGUGUCUGAACCAAGGAACCUGCUUUGAUGACAUAAGUGGUUACACUUGCCACUGUGUGCUGCCAUACACAGGCAAGAACUGUCAGACUGUAUUGGCUCCCUGUUCCCCAAAUCCUUGUGAGAAUGCUGCUGUUUGCAAAGAGGCACCAAAUUUUGAGAGUUACACCUGCCUGUGUGCUCCUGGCUGGCAAGGUCAGCGGUGCACCAUUGACAUCGACGAGUGUGUCUCCAAGCCCUGCAUGAACGAUGGUCUCUGCCAUAACACCCAGGGCAGCUACAUGUGCGAGUGUCCUCCAGGCUUCAGUGGCAUGGACUGUGAGGAGGACGUCGAUGACUGCCUCGCCAAUCCUUGCCAGAAUGGAGGUUCCUGUGCAGAUGGAGUGAAUACCUUCUCCUGCCUCUGCCUGCCGGGCUUCACGGGGGAUAAGUGUCAAACAGACAUGAAUGAGUGUCUAAGCGAGCCCUGUAAGAAUGGAGGGACCUGCUCCGACUACGUCAACAGUUACACUUGCAAGUGCCAGGCGGGAUUUGAUGGAGCCCACUGUGAGAACAACAUCAACGAGUGCACUGAGAGCUCCUGUUUCAAUGGCGGCACGUGUGUCGAUGGGAUUAACUCCUUCUCGUGCUUGUGUCCCGUGGGCUUCACUGGCCUCUUCUGCCUCCAUGAGAUCAAUGAGUGCAACUCUCACCCAUGCCUGAAUGAAGGAAUAUGUGUCGAUGGCCUGGGCACCUACCGCUGCACCUGCCCCUUGGGCUACACUGGGAAAAACUGCCAGACCCUGGUGAACCUCUGUAGUCGAUCUCCAUGUAAAAACAAAGGGACUUGUGUUCAGGAAAAAGCAGAAUCCUGGUGCCUGUGUCCCUCUGGCUGGGCUGGUGCAUACUGUGACGUGCCCAACGUUUCCUGUGAGGUGGCAGCCUCCCGCAGAGGGCUGCCCGCUGACCGCCUGUGCCAGCACUCCGGCGUCUGCAUCAACGCUGGUAAUUCCCAUCACUGCCAGUGCCCCUUGGGCUACACUGGGAGCUACUGCGAGGAGCAGCUGGACGAGUGCUCGUCCAAUCCCUGCCAGCACGGGGCCACCUGCAGUGACUUCAUCGGUGGAUACAGGUGUGAGUGUGUCCCAGGAUAUCAGGGUGUCAAUUGCGAGUAUGAAGUGGACGAGUGCCAGAACCAGCCGUGCCAGAACGGAGGCACCUGUGUCGAUCUGGUGAACCAUUUCAAGUGUUCCUGUCCCCCAGGCACUCGAGGCCUGCUCUGUGAAGACAACAUUGAUGACUGUGCCAGGGGCCCCCACUGCCUGAAUGGGGGUCAGUGUGUGGAUAAGAUUGGGGGCUACAGCUGCCGCUGCCUGCCUGGCUUUGCCGGAGAGCGCUGUGAGGGGGACAUCAACGAGUGCCUGUCCAACCCCUGCAGUUCUGAGGGCAGCCUGGACUGCAUACAGCUGAUCAACGACUACCGGUGUGUCUGCCGCAGCGCCUACACAGGUCGUCACUGCGAAACCUUUGUUGACGUGUGUCCCCAGAAGCCUUGCUUAAAUGGAGGUUCUUGUGCGAUGGCCAGCAACAUGCCUGACGGUUUCAUCUGCCGUUGUCCCCCGGGCUUCUCCGGGGCGAGAUGCCAGAGCAGCUGUGGACAAGUGAAGUGCCGGCGAGGGGAGCAGUGCGUGCACACGGCCUCGGGACCCCGCUGCUUCUGCCCUAACCCCCAGGACUGCGAAUCGGGCUGUGCCAGUAGCCCCUGCCAGCACGGGGGGAGCUGCUACCCGCAGCGCCAGCCUCCUUACUACUCUUGCCAGUGUUCUCCACCGUUCUGGGGCAGCCACUGUGAACUCUACCCCGCCCCCACCAGCACCCCGCCUGCCACCUGUCUGAGCCAGUACUGUGCCGAGAAAGCUCGGGACGGCAUCUGCGAUGAGGCCUGCAACAGCCACGCCUGCCAAUGGGAUGGGGGGGACUGCUCCCUCACCAUGGAGAACCCCUGGGCCAACUGCUCCUCCUCGCUUCCCUGCUGGGAUUACAUCAACAACCAAUGCGAUGAGCUGUGCAACACGGCCGAGUGCCUGUUUGACAACUUCGAAUGCCAGGGCAACAGCAAGACGUGCAAGUACGACAAAUACUGUGCGGACCACUUCAAAGACAACCACUGUGACCAAGGAUGCAACAGUGAGGAGUGCGGCUGGGAUGGGCUGGACUGUGCCGCCGACCGGCCCGAGAACCUAGCCGAGGGCACCCUGGUCAUUGUGGUGCUGAUGCCUCCGGAACAGCUGCUGCAGGACGCGCGCAGCUUCCUGCGGGCGCUGGGCACCCUGCUGCACACCAACCUGCGCAUUAAACGGGACUCGCAGGGGAACCUCAUGGUCUACCCCUAUUAUGGCGAGAAGCCGGCAGCCAUGAAGAAGCAGAGGAUGAACCGCAGGUCCCUUCCCGAUGAUCAGGAGCAGGAGGUGGCUGGCUCCCAGGUGUUCCUGGAGAUUGACAACCGCCAGUGCGUCCAAGAUUCAGAGCAGUGCUUCAAGAACACGGACGCGGCAGCAGCUCUGCUGGCUUCCCACGCCAUCCAGGGGACCCUGUCGUACCCUCUCGUGUCUGUCGUCAGUGAGUCCCUGACUCCACCACGCACUCAGCUCCUCUAUCUACUUGCUGUUGCUGUGGUCAUUAUCCUGUUUAUUCUCCUGCUGGGGGUUAUCAUGGCGAAACGGAAGCGGAAGCAUGGCUCCCUCUGGCUGCCUGAAGGCUUCACCCUUCGUCGCGACUCCAGCAACCACAAGCGCCGGGAGCCCGUGGGACAGGAUGCCGUGGGGCUGAAAAAUCUCUCCGUGCAAGUCUCAGAGGCUAAUCUAAUUGGUUCCGGAACAAGUGAACAUUGGGUUGAUGAUGAAGGACCUCAGCCAAAGAAAGCCAAGGCUGAAGACGAGGCUUUGCUCUCAGAAGAAGACGACCAUAUCGACCGACGCCCGUGGACACAGCAGCACCUGGAGGCUGCCGAUAUCCGCAGGACCCCGUCUUUGGCUCUCACUCCUCCGCAGGCCGAGCAGGAGGUGGACGUGCUGGAUGUGAACGUCCGGGGCCCAGAUGGGUGCACCCCAUUGAUGCUGGCUUCUCUCCGAGUUGGCAGCUCAGACAUGAGUGACGAAGACGAGGAGGCAGAGGACUCUUCUGCCAACAUCAUCACAGACCUGGUGUACCAGGGUGCCAGCCUCCAGGCCCAGACAGACCGCACGGGGGAGAUGGCUCUGCACCUUGCCGCCCGCUACUCCAGGGCAGACGCUGCCAAGCGCCUCCUGGAUGCAGGUGCAGACGCCAAUGCCCAGGAUAACAUGGGCCGCUGCCCCCUGCAUGCUGCCGUGGCCGCUGACGCCCAAGGUGUCUUCCAGAUUCUGAUCCGCAACCGAGUCACAGAUCUAGAUGCCAGGAUGAACGAUGGCACCACCCCCCUGAUCCUGGCUGCCCGCCUGGCUGUGGAGGGAAUGGUGGCCGAGCUGAUCAACUGCCAAGCAGAUGUGAACGCGGUGGAUGACCAUGGAAAAUCUGCUCUUCACUGGGCAGCUGCUGUCAAUAAUGUGGAGGCGACACUUUUGCUGUUGAAAAAUGGGGCCAAUCGAGACAUGCAGGACAACAAGGAAGAGACACCUCUGUUUCUUGCUGCCCGAGAGGGGAGCUAUGAAGCAGCCAAGAUCCUGUUAGACCAUUUUGCCAAUCGGGACAUCACAGACCACAUGGAUCGUCUGCCCCGGGAUGUGGCUCGGGACCGUAUGCACCACGACAUCGUGCGGCUUCUGGACGAGUACAAUGUGACCCCGAGCCCUCCGGGCACUGUACUGACUUCUGCUCUCUCACCUGUCAUCUGUGGGCCCAACAGAUCUUUCCUCAGUCUGAAGCAUACCCCAAUGGGCAAGAAGCCCAAACGGCCCAAUGCCAAGAAUGCCAUGCCCACUAGCCUCCCUAACCUGGCCAAGGAGGCCAAGGAUAUCAAGGGGAAUAGGAGGAAGAAGUCCCUGGGUGACAAGGGCCAGCUGUCGGAGAGCUCAGUGACUCUGUCACCAGUCGACUCCCUAGAGUCUCCUCACACAUAUGUUUCUGACACCACAUCCUCUCCAAUGAUUACAUCCCCUGGCAUCUUACAGGCCUCACCCAACCCUCUGUUGGCCACUGCCGCGCCCCCUGCCCCAGUCCACGCACAGCACGCGGUGUCUUUCUCUAACCUUCAUGAGAUUCAGCCUUUGGCUCAUGGGGCCACCACUGUGCUUCCCUCGGUGAGCCAGCUGCUGUCCCACCACCGCAUGGUUCCGCCAGGCAGUGGCAAUGCGGGGAGCCUGGGGAGGCUGCAUCCAGUCACCGUUCCCGCGGAUUGGAUGAACCGCAUGGAGAUGAAUGGGACCCAGUACAAUGAGAUGUUUGGUAUGGUCCUGGCUCCAGCUGAGGGCGCCCCCCCUGGCCUCGCUCCCCAGAGCAGGCCGCCUGAAGGGAAGCACAUACCCACCCCUCGGGAGCCCUUACCCCCCAUUGUGACUUUCCAGCUAAUCCCCAAAGGCAGUAUUGCCCAGCCAGCUGGGGCAGCCCAGCCUCAGUCCAACUGCCCUCCAGCUGUGGCAAACACCCUGCCCACCAUGUACCAGAUUCCAGAAAUGGCUCGUUUGCCCAACAUGGCUUUCCCCACUGCCAUGAUGCCCCAGCAGGAUGGGCAGGUUGCUCAGACCAUUCUCCCCUCCUACCAUCCUUUCCCAGCCUCCGUGGGCAAGUAUCCCACGCCCCCUUCACAGCAUAGCUAUGCUUCCUCAAAUGCUGCUGAGCGAACGCCCAGCCACAGCGGUCACCUCCAGGGUGAGCAUCCCUACCUGACACCAUCUCCCGAGUCUCCUGACCAGUGGUCAAGUUCAUCACCCCACUCUGCUUCUGACUGGUCCGAUGUGACCACCAGCCCUACUCCCGGGGGUGCUGGAGGAGGUCAGCGGGGACCUGGGACACACAUGUCUGAGCCACCACGCAGCAACAUGCAGGUUUACGCCUGAAAGAGCCUGCCCCCGGUGUAGGGACAGAACUGCCUAUCGUAAAUGCUGCUGAGGAACAAAUGAAGGUCAUCCGGGAGAGAAAUGAAGAAAUCUCUGGAACCAGCUCCUGGAGGCAGGAGAGAGGAGAUGCUCUUACCUUUCAGAUAAUGCAAGGGAAGCAGUUUUAUCCGCUUCACUGGGUAUUUGGAGGGUUUGGAGGAGGAAGGACAAGGCUCCUUCUAAGCCCUUGCCCAUCAAGCCAAGUUCAUAGCAAUGCAAGAGGAACACAGGACCUGGAACCAUGUUUACUCUCUUUUAUUUGGAGAAUUGGAUGGAUGCCUGUCAUCGCCCAGACAUUCUUGCAGCUUGAACUGCAUUUUAAGCCCCGGGGGCUUCUGCCAUAUCCGUGAGAAGAUGCUACAGUGGAUUCCCGUUGGGAAUUGUGCCCUGGAAUUCUAGCUGAACUGACCUAUCUCAUCUUCUCAUCCUCACAAACGCUUUUGGCUUCAUUUGGUGCUUCCAUGUUUGCACCUCUCUGGUCGUAGCCUUACCAGCAGUUAGAGGGUCUGGCCUUUGUGCUUCUAAUCAUUCCUGCCCUGAAACGGGACUUCAGUUUCCUCUUCCCUCCUAGUUUCCAGGGUCCCUGGAAGUCCGACAGGUUUACUUCGGUUGUGGUUCUCAGCAGAAACCUUUCUAGUUCAUUUCUUUAGAAAAUGGGCAUAUUGCAUUCUCCUACAUAAUAGCAUUCCUAGAUGAACAAUAGAGAACAAAGUAUUUUUCUUUAAACCCCAUUUGGGGACAGGCGACCCCUUCAAGAAGCUGCACCUAAGUCUCUUGCCUGCACGCAGGACUUCCCAUAAACCUUCUAAGAAGGAGGAUAAGGAUCAGUUGCUUUUCCAUUUGUGGGCCUAGUCAGUGUGAAGUUUCAUCCUUGGAAGGUGUAGGUACUAUGACUCCCUUAAAAAAAAAAAAAAAAGAUUUGGAAUGUUGGAAUGACCAAGAGAUAAGCUAAUUCAUGCAAAAAGUGUUACCCACUGACGGCUCCCCUGCCUUCCUGCCAAGCGUUGCACUGACUGACAGUGCGAAACACGUUUGUUCCCAGCUCUCUGAAGCCUCAGGCUGCUUCACUCCCUCAUCCAGCCGAUGAAGUUAAGUGUACAUGUUAAGCCUUUCCUCCCGGCAAUCCUCACAAAAGAAAAUGCCUCGAACCACGUUCCCUCGCCGUCUAGAAUGGAACUUGCCUCGGCUCAAGGGAUCCCACACUGGUAGUCUUGCCUUCAUCGGGGGGUCCGUCUGUACUUCCUGAUUCUUGCUGAUCGCAGGCCCAUUCACCAAAUCUUCCUUCCACACGGUGUGGUCUGAGUUACUGGUGCACCCAGUAGGUUCUCACUGAACGCAGGGAUUUUCAAGUGUGGGAAAUAGAAUGGUGGGUCCGUUUUCUAGAGCCAAAGCCAACUCUCUAAGAAAGGUGGCAAGGGAGGGAUUCGUGGCAGCCUCUGCUAAUUCUUGCCACCAUUUCUUUUCCUCUGAAACAAUCAUGGCAUCUCCUUUAAGACAACUAACACAGAAACUUACCAGGGACCUUAUGCUUUCCUAGAGUCACCUUCUAGAUGAUAAGGGAUAAUUCCAGACUCUGUCCUUGUCAUCCUCCUGUUCAGAUUGGGAUUGCUUCUCACCUAAGGCUACUCUCUGUAUUAGUGGUCUUGACAACUUCCUCGACCUUCUGUCAAGGGCAGAAGCCUUCUAGUCAACACUAGAAAUAGGAAGACAAUCGAUUUCUUCCUCUUCUCCCUGAGUCAGCAGAUCGUUGGUCCUAUGGCCACACUGCCACAUCUACCGGUGCUAUGAUGUCAUGACACCCGGAAAAUUAGUUCCACUGGGGCAUUUGGUAGAUAUUAAUAGGUGGAUUGCCUACUUUGUUUCUGUUUGAGUAAUAGUCCUCAUUCCUGCCUUGGCUGAGUGUGGUCAUCAGUGCUUCCCACUUACUUGAUUUGUCUGCCUGUGGCUCCAGAUAUUACAGAAGCCCUGUGUGUCUGUUAGCACGGCCAUCUACAGAUGGCUGUUGCAAUCCUGCCCAAGCUCAUGAACCAACAACAAUAAUUAGUUCUGCUCUAAUAUGAGCAGAUUGUUUAUUCAUUCUGUAUGUUAUUCUCUCACAUGACAAUCUACCAGCCCCCUCCAUAGUGUGUAACAUUUUAUCAUUUUAAACGGUGACUCUCUAUCCUUGGACCCAUUUGUUAAUUCACAGAUGGGGAGAACCUGUGUGCCUGAAUCACCAUGGACCCCACCACACCUGCCCUGCUCUGUCAUCCUGUCCCAGCCCCGCUUUUUUGAAAGUAUCAGUCUCUGAUCCAGCAGCUCAGAUCUUUUAUAACCUCCUCGCUCUCCAAGCACAACGUAGGCCCACCUUGCUUGUUUCUCUUUGGUAUUGGGGAAAAGGAAAUGUGAAAGCUGCCAUUACAGACAACAGGCUUCAGUGAUGAAGAGGAAGAUACUGCCUUUCAGUCAUUUGUCAGUCUUCGUUUUUAAGGACCCUUGAGUUGUAUCAUAUCUAAUCAAAGAAAAGGUAAGAUGGAGACUUGCUUUCUCAUUUGGGUUCUGAAUUGCAGACUAACUUUUAAGGAGACAUCUUGUAUGCCAUGUAUAGGUCAGCACCCAAUUUUUGGUUUUUUAUUUUAUUUUAUUUUUGUAAGUUCUUCCUUUGACUCCUGUCAGCCUCUGGGUAUAGAUUUUUUUGUUUGUUUAUUUGUUUCUGUUUUGUAUGAAGCAUCAUUUUCUGACUUACAUGAUGAUGAGGGGGGUAGAAGUUUGAGGAAAAGCAAGAGGAAGACUUAAAGAUGUUGACGUCAAGCAAUCGUCUGUAAUGCGCAAGUCCAUUAUAUCAUUUUACUGUUCAACUUGUUAGUUCAUAAUUCUUGCACAGAAAAGAACCAAAGGUGUAAUGUUUUGUUGGCAGGUGGUUUGGGGGAAAUUUGGCCUUAACCAAUGCAUUGAGUGCAUGGUGACUAUUGGACAGGAUGCGUCCUAUGCCCUGAGGCUCCCUUCCCUAACUCUCUGGUACUGCGGAUCCUUUUGUGUACAUUUAAGAGUGAUCUUGUAUCUGUUUGUAUGAGAAACCCAGUAACCAAUAAAAUGACUGCAUAUUCCUAACUGUACCUGGUAAGGAACAUGCACACUUUGUUUUUACUUUUCAAAGUUUCCUUCUAAAAGUAGGUAAGAUGAAAUUUAUAUGAAAGCAUUUUUAUCACAAAAUAAAAAAGGUUACAUGUCAA